Armigeres subalbatus is the source of this 1941-nucleotide messenger RNA. Its product is annotated as PC4 and SFRS1-interacting protein-like. The record is from RefSeq and is a predicted model, not a curated record. Lineage: Eukaryota; Metazoa; Arthropoda; Insecta; Diptera; Culicidae. The transcript is spliced from 9 exons. The coding region runs from base 169 to 1536 and encodes 455 amino acids.
UCGAUUCAUUGAACAGAAAAAGCAGAGAAGUGAGGAAGCGCAUCGCUCCAUCGAAAAGCUUGUCCCGCUUUUUACGGUAAUUCAGUGGCAGAAGUUUUUCUCCGGUAUUCGGAAGACUAUACAAGUAUCAUUCCGCAGAAUUUGACAUAAAAACUAACUGAAGUAACAAUGGUUGCGCCGAAGAAAACGUAUAGCGUAGGGGAUUUGGUGUUUGCCAAGGUGAAAGGUUAUCCGCCCUGGCCAGCAAAGAUCUUGAAAUUCGAGAAGAAAAAGUACAAUGUCUACUUUUACGGAACAGGAGAAACCGCAAAUGUCAAAAUGGAAGAUGUCUUUGAUUACAGCAACAGCAAGGAUAAAUAUGCCACGGAGAAGAUAAUGAAAAGAAAGGGAUUCAAAGAAGCUAUUAUACAGAUUGAAUCCGCUUUGAGUGGCGAUGAUCCCAGUCCUAUUUUGAUAGCGCCUUCAACAUCCGACGAAACAGACAAUUCCCAAGUUGAUGAUUCGAUAAAUACGACAGAGGCAACCUUCAAUGCAUCCCGAAUAUCGGCUAACUCAACCGUCAUGGAUGCCAGUACAAAAUCCGAAAAGGAAGACACUCCUAACGGAGAUGAGUCGAUCAAUAAAUCUGUCAAGGGAGAAGAUAAAAAACCAAUAAAGAAGGAAAGUAUAGCCAGUAGUGGUGGCUCUUCUACGCCGGUGGAACCCAAAAAGAAUCCUGCGGUGUCCAGCACCAACGCUCCGCUUAAAGACGAAAAGCCAACUGCUAGUCCCGUUAAGGAACAAACCGAGGUGGUUAGCAGGAGUGGGCGUAAGAUCAAACCGAAGCGUUUCCUCGAUGGCGAGGAAGAAGAACCAGCGGUAGCGCCCUCACCAGCCAAGAAAAGGGCACCGGCGACUAAAGAGAAGGUGGUUUCUACAGUUGCGGCGUCACCCAAAAAAGCAAAUCCUUUCGAUAAAAUUGAGAGCGAACGUGUCUACUUCCUAAAACUGGAACGCGAACUUGUAGAGUUGAACUGGGAGAUCAAGUCAUGCGUGGGACUUGCUUGUGCGAAUCCGGAGAAAUGCGUAGAGCUAAUGGAACAGUACCAGAAGUUAAAGGUUACCCCAACCAUGUUGAAAAAGAAUCCCAACUGUGUGGAAACCAUGAAGCGGUUACGGAAGUAUGUUGGCAAUACUAAAGCAUGGAAUAUGCCAGAUGAGGAGCGGAUCAAGUUUGAUUUCUACGCACAGCAGAUCCGAAAUAAGGCCGAACAAAUUUACAAUCAGUUCAAGAACAUGUUUCCGGUUUCCGAGGGAGCUUCUUCCUUCUGGGAGAUUUUCUGCGAAGAAUUGAGCAAGUUCGAACAAGUCACGAGAAAUUUGAGCCAAGAAGAACUUUUCCUCCUGGUGGAUGAAGCAGAUAUAAAGAAUAACCCUGAAAUGACCGGCGAAGAAAAUGGUACGGUUGUUAAAGACGAAGAAAUCAAGAGUGAGUCUACGGAAGGAACCAAGGAAGAGAGUCAAUCAGAUACUAAUAGUGAACCGGUCGCGACAUAAUUCAUAGACAAAAUAACUGUAAAAUCUGAUCUUACACAAUUCGUUUCAAGGCGAAGCGUUACUUUAUUUUAAUUCAUAAAUUUCUAGUUUGCAUAAUUUGAAGAACUGUUGAACAAAAACGCUGCGAUGCGAUAUACUGGUUGAUUCGUUUGAUAGACUAUCACAUAAUGAUAGACGCUGGAGUGUGUUAAGUUCAACCAAAUUUAUCAAAUUAUAAUACAUGGUGUAUUAUUUUUAAUAUUUUGAAGCAACUAUAUUUUUGAAAACAUACAUCUGACUAGUUCUUCGAUAAUUUCAAGCGUUGAUUAUUGUAGGAAACCAGAGCACAACACAAAAGUAUGUGUUGUGAUUAAUUGAUAGGAAAAAUUGUAAUAAAUUCCCCACUUCGAGGCAAUAGAAAUCGUA